AUGGCUCCAUCUCAGCUUGUGCAGCGUACCGCAGCGUUUGUCAAGCAGCAGCUCAAACCCAACGACGCGUCGCACGAUUGGCACCACAUUGAACGUGUCUGGACGUUGGCGAAAUCGCUGGCGAAGGAAGAGCGCGUGUCCGAAGAGAGUCGGGAGAUUGUGGAUCUUGCAGCGCUGUUGCACGACAUUGACGACUGGAAGUAUCGGAAGGACCCAGAGAAGCCCACGAAGCGAGCUGCGGCUUUCCUGGAGUCGGAAAAUGUACCUAGUGACAAGAUUGCAUGCGUAAUGGCUAUCAUCGACAGUAUGGGCUAUAAAGAAGAGCUAGCAGGUGAGAACAAGCAACCGCAUUCGAUCGAGUACGGCUGCGUCCAAGACGCUGAUCGACUGGAUGCGAUUGGAGCUAUUGGAAUCGCGCGGUGCUUCACCAUGACCAAGGAGCAGUACAUGGACCCGAAGCGCCCUAACACUACUAUCAACCAUUUCUACGAGAAACUACUGAAGCUGCGUGGGAUGAUGAAGACGGACGCAGGAAAGCGUCUGGCGGAUGAACGCCACGCUUUCAUGGAGACGUUCCUGACUCAGUUCCACAACGAAUGCAGCGGUCGAAAAUAG
Peronospora matthiolae is the source of this 615-nucleotide messenger RNA. NCBI's taxonomy places the organism in Eukaryota, Oomycota, Peronosporomycetes, Peronosporales, Peronosporaceae. The record is from the annotation of a GenBank genome assembly.